AUGAGCACUCUCGUCUUGAUGGGCCCCGGCUCCGUUCAUCCUCAAGUGUAUCACACACAGUGGACCAGCGAGCAUAUUGACAGCGUCUUUCAGUGUCUUGUCCCUAAGGAGAAGCAGCUUCGCAAGCUCAUCGACAUUCCUGCCGAGCUCUAUGAGCAGAUGGACCAAGGCGCCAAAGCUGGGCUCGCCAACCUUUUCAUGGUCGAAUUCGGGGAGCCUGUUCUCUACGCCCGUGACAACAAGAAGGGCUGCUAUUAUCUCGGAGUCCCUCGCGACUUUCUGAGCGAUGGUGGAAUGCUCUUGAAUGCCCAAGGUGCCCACGAGGCGAUUUUCCUGCAGCGUCCUGAGCUUUCGGUCAACCGCGUCCAUGUCCCACGACCCCCAAAUGCCUACAUCCUUUACCGUAAGGAGCGUCACCAGAUCGUCAAGAACAAGCGUCCUGAUAUCACCAACAAUGAAAUUUCCCAAAUCCUUGGCCGAUGCUGGAACAUGGAGACUAGCGAGGUUCGCCUCUACUACAAGAAGAAGGCAGACGAGAUCAAGGAGGAGCACAAGCGCCUUCACCCUGAUUACCAGUACCGCCCUCGCCGACCAUCUGAGCGCCGCCGUCGCCAGCACCCUCACACUAUCCUGAUCAGUGCUCACACUUCUGCUCCUGCUCCCACUCAGCUCGGAAAUCUCCCUCAGUUCUCUGCUCCCGCGCAGAUUGUUGCUCCUGCUCAGCUUGCGGCUGCUCAGCAGAACAUUGUCUAA
Fusarium coffeatum is the source of this 753-nucleotide messenger RNA. RefSeq lists its product as uncharacterized. The record is from RefSeq and is a predicted model, not a curated record. Gene Ontology annotation, molecular function: RNA polymerase II cis-regulatory region sequence-specific DNA binding; DNA-binding transcription factor activity, RNA polymerase II-specific. The coding region runs from base 1 to 753 and encodes 250 amino acids. Gene Ontology annotation, biological process: anatomical structure morphogenesis; regulation of DNA-templated transcription; cell differentiation. NCBI's taxonomy places the organism in Eukaryota, Fungi, Ascomycota, Sordariomycetes, Hypocreales, Nectriaceae. The transcript is spliced from 3 exons.